This is a messenger RNA of Etheostoma cragini (Arkansas darter), 3812 nucleotides long. RefSeq names its product SEC24 homolog A, COPII coat complex component (gene sec24a). Gene Ontology annotation, cellular component: endoplasmic reticulum exit site; COPII vesicle coat. The transcript has 25 exons. The coding region runs from base 334 to 3777 and encodes 1147 amino acids. NCBI's taxonomy places the organism in Eukaryota, Metazoa, Chordata, Actinopteri, Perciformes, Percidae. Gene Ontology annotation, biological process: intracellular protein transport; COPII-coated vesicle cargo loading; endoplasmic reticulum to Golgi vesicle-mediated transport. Gene Ontology annotation, molecular function: zinc ion binding; SNARE binding. The record is from RefSeq and is a predicted model, not a curated record.
ACGUUGAUCCUGCUGGGUGAUCCCAACUUCCGGUGAAAGAGGAGAAUCGUCUCACACGAUUACUCUAACAAGGCCUAUCGUUACUCACCCGUAGGUAGUUGAACGGGGUUUCGGUCGUAGCCAUGGACCUGUGAUCGCCAACAAGUCAGCUAAUUAACUUUUUAAGAAAGUAGAAGACGUCACCAUAGACGACGCUUUGACUAAACGUCGCCAGAGCCACAGGUUUGAACGUUACCCUGCUACUGCCAGCUAGUUAGCCAGCUAAAGACGCAGCUAACGUUAGCUUUUCGCCAACCAAGCACCUCUAAAUUAAGUCCUGGUAUCUAUUUCAAGAUGUCAACUGCGGGAUUUAACUCUCAGAAUGGGACAGGACAGGCAUAUGCGAACGGUCCUUCACAGAAUCCAGUUGGCCUGCAGCAGCUGCCAGGGGUCAGCUAUGGCAUGACUCACCCACCAACCUACAAUCCAAUGCAGGCCAAAGCUCCCGCAACCCACGACACUGGACUCUACCCCUCUGGGCCAUACCAACCUGUUCACCCAGUCAGCUCCUACCAGCCUGGCCCACCACUCAGUUCCUACCCAGCUCCUUCAGGCCAGUCACUGUUGACCAGGCCUCUAAUAGGAGGUCCUCCAUCCCAUACCCCUCCUCAGUCUGCCAGCCCUGGUCCUAGGCAGCCCCUUGCACAGGCCACACCUCCCCCUCCUGCUGUGUCUUCUAGUAGUUACUACCCAAACCCCCAGCAGCCGCAGCCCAUGGCUCCAGCAUGGCAGUACAACACAGCUCCCCCACCAAAGGGGCAACCCACUUCCAUGAGCGCACCUCCCCGCGGCCCCCUGCCUAACCAUGUAAACCCAGCUGCAAGCUCGACACCGCCACCAGCACCGUACAGCUCUGCACCAUCAGCCCAUGUGUCCCAUAGUGUCACCCAGCCCCCAGGCCCAGGGAUGCCCCCCACCUCUCUACAUGGAUAUACCCAGCCAGGCCCUGCACCUCCGCCAGUGACUCACACGGCUCCACACGCAUACCAGCCAAGCAGAGCACCUUAUGGCUCCCCACCUACAGGCCCACCACCAACCAUGAAACCCACACCCCCUACUACUGGAUCCCUAAUGAUCAAUGCCACACCUCCACCCCCCAAGGCAGAUGCUCAGUGUGGGGGUGCUGUUAACAGCACUCUGCCCCCCACUGAGUCCGACUGCCAGGAGGGGGAUAUUGAAUGUCCAGGAACUGUGGCUGGCAAUGGCCCACAAGCACCAAACAGCUAUAAUCACGUUGACAACAAAAUGGCUGGCCUUCCCCAGCACGGACCACCUGGUCGGCACUUGGGCCACUACCCUUCCCUUCCACCUGGGUACCAGAAUACCUCGGCAACCCAAAACGCUGGCCCUCCCAUGCACCCUGCGAUGCAGGCUGCCACGCAGCCUUACACUCAAGCACCUCAGACAUACCAGCAGCCACCUGGGGGCCCAGGACCAGCCCAACUGAGCCCAUCCCUGGCAGCCUUGAGCCUCCAGUCCAGCACCCCAGAGGCCCUGAGAGUGGUCAACCUGCUGCAGGAGAGGAACCUGCUACCACCAAGCCCGAUGCCUGCCCCAACACCCUGUCUCCCACAGGACCUGCAGAAGAUCAACUGCAACCCAGAGGUUUUUCGUAGUACGCUGACCAGCAUCCCUCAGACUCAGUCACUGCUCAACAAAGCCAAGAUGCCACUGGGCCUGCUGCUCCACCCCUUCAAAGACCUUUCGCAGCUUCCUGUGGUGACAUCCAGCACCAUUGUCCGGUGUCGGUCCUGCAGAACAUACAUCAAUCCCUUUGUCUCUUUCCUGGACCAGAGGAGGUGGAAGUGCAACCUGUGCUAUCGGGUCAAUGAUGUUCCAGAGGAGUUUAUGUACAACCCAGUUAGCAGAUCGUACGGAGAGCCUCACAAAAGACCCGAGGUCCAGAACGCCACCAUCGAAUUCAUUGCUCCUUCAGAAUACAUGCUGAGACCACCACAGCCUGCUGUUUAUCUCUUCAUUCUUGAUGUAUCCCACAAUGCAGUGGAAACAGGCUACCUACAUGUGUUCUGCCAGUCACUGUUGGACAACAUCAAUGCGCUUCCUGGAGACUCUAGGACAAAGGUAGGCUUCAUCACCUUUGACAGCACCAUCCACUUUUACAACCUCCAGGAGGGACUUUCUCAGCCCCAGAUGCUCAUUGUGUCUGACAUUGAAGAUAUCUUUUUACCAACACCAGACAGCCUUUUAGUAAACCUCAAUGAAUGCAAAGAGAUUGUGCAGGAUCUGCUGAAGAGCCUGCCAAAUCUUUUUGAAAAAACCAUGGAGACCCAAUCUGCCCUAGGUUCAGCUCUGCAAGCAGCCUUCAAGCUGCUGUCACCUACCGGAGGGCGCAUGUCUAUCUUUCAGACCCAGCUGCCUAACCUCGGUGUGGGGGCACUCCAGUCCAGAGAAGACCCCAACCAGCGGGCAUCCGCCAAGGACAUCCAGCACUUAUCUCCAGCAACAGACUUCUACAAGAAGCUGGCUCUAGACUGCUCCGGCCAACAGGUGGCGGUUGACCUGUUCCUGCUCAGCUCUCAGUACUGUGACCUGGCAUCACUUGGCUGCAUAUCCAGAUACUCAGCAGGGAGCGUUUACUACUAUCCCUCCUACCACCACCAGCACAACCCCGCUCAGGUGGAGUGCUUCCAGAAGGAUCUGAAGAGAUACUUAACCAGAAAGAUCGGCUUCGAGGCCGUCAUGAGGAUACGCUGCACUAAAGGCCUGUCCAUCCACACGUUCCACGGAAACUUCUUUGUGCGCUCCACAGACUUGCUGUCCCUUCCCAACGUGAACCCAGACGCUGGCUUUGCCGUUCAGAUGUCCAUUGAGGAAAACCUGGUCGAUAUGCAAGUCGUCUCUUUCCAGGCCGCGCUGCUUUACACGUCCAGCAAAGGAGAGAGGAGGAUCCGUGUCCACACCUUGUGUCUCCCUGUGGUCAAUUCUCUGUCAGACAUCUUUGCUGGGGCUGAUGUUCAAGCGAUCACUGGACUGCUGGCUUGUAUGGCUGUGGACCGCUCGACGACAGCAAGUCUGAGUGACGCCAGAGAUGCAAUGACCAACGCUGCCAUUGACUCGCUGACGUCAUUCCGGCAAUCUGUGUUGACCAUCCAGCAACCCGGCCUUCUGGCCCCGGCCUGCCUCAGACUCUUCCCCCUCUUCAUCCUUGCUCUGCUCAAACAGAAGGCCUUCAGGACGGGCACCAGCACCAGGCUGGAUGACCGGCUCUUUGCCAUGUGUCAGCUGAAGUACCAGCCAUUGGUCUACGCGUUACUGAUGAUCCACCCUGCUCUUUACCGUGUCGACGAUCUGACCGAUGAGGGAGCUUUGAACAUCAAUGAUCGAACCAUCCCUCAGCCCAGAGUGCUCCAGCUGUCUGUGGAGAAGCUCAGCAGGGAAGCAGCUUUCCUCAUGGAUGCUGGAACGGUCAUGUAUCUGUGGAUCGGACGGAACUGCCACCCCAACUUCCUCACACAAGUCCUGGGAGUUCCCAACUACGCUGCCGUGCCUGAUAACCUGUAUCUGCUCCCAGAGCUAGACACUGCCGAGUCGCAGAGAACCAGGGCUUUCAUCGGUUGGCUGAGGGAUCAGAGGCCGUUCUUUCCCUCAAUGCAUGUCAUCAGGGACGAAAGCCCGCUGAAACCCACCUUUAUGCAGAACAUGAUCGAGGACCGAACAGAGUCGGCCCUGUCGUACUACGAGUUCCUCCUCCACCUCCAACAGCAAAUCUCCAAAUAAUCAUCAGUAAUGUGGAAAAGGGGAAGUAAUGUGGG